Messenger RNA from Lineus longissimus, 2886 nucleotides. RefSeq names its product RNA-binding protein Ro60-like. Gene Ontology annotation, molecular function: RNA binding. Gene Ontology annotation, cellular component: ribonucleoprotein complex. Lineage: Eukaryota; Metazoa; Nemertea; Pilidiophora; Heteronemertea; Lineidae. The record is from RefSeq and is a predicted model, not a curated record. The transcript is spliced from 2 exons. The coding region runs from base 330 to 2042 and encodes 570 amino acids.
UGUUGAGACUCGAUUUCAUAAUCAUAUUGCAACCCAAUUUUGCUGUCUAAGCACAAAAAAGGCUGAAUUUGCAAGAUGUGGUAAGUUAGAAGAUGCUAACGUUCAGGAUACGUAUUUUUCAGCUAUAAAGGCUCGAUUUCGCCACAGAGCUGUCACUUUUGGGCCGGUCACUUGCCUGAGGACAGUUGCUAGUGAGUUACAUUUACUAAGGCAAUACAUUGUUGCCAACUCUUGUGGAAGUUAAGUGGGGCCAGCUAAUAAAGAGGAUCUCCUUCGUUUGUGGUGCUUUCCAAGUCGUCUAGGUGUGAACCAUCAUCUUUGACACCACCAUGUUGAGAAACUUCAAAGACGGUGUUAUGUCCUUCCUGGGCGCGUCGAGCGAGGCUGAUGGGACAAAAUCUGGGAGUGACAGUGACUCAGCCAUGGAGCCUGUACCCCAGUCCGAGCCCACGGAAGCAUCCCAGGUUCCUAACAGUGCUGGCGGCUUCUCUUGGCAGGUUAGCGAUUUGGACCAGCUCCGUCGAUUUCUUGUCCUUGGAUGCGAGGGUGGGACGUACUAUGCCUGUGAAAAGGACCUGAAGGAUAUGAACGUUGCUGUGAUCGACAAAAUGAUAAAAGAAAAUCGUGGCAUUGAAGUUGUAGGGUUGGUCAAACAGUACAGUGUUGAGGGUAGGACCGCUAAGCAGGACUCUAUAUUGCUUGCCCUUGCUAUAUGUACGCGCCAAGAUGACAAGGCGACGAAGUCUGCCGCAUAUGCUGCCUUGCCCGAGAUCUGUCGCAUCCCGACACAUCUGUUUCAGUUCAUAGAGUAUGCAGAGAAAAAGAGUAAAGAUGGUACAGGAUGGGGGCGUGCACAUCGCAAAGCAAUCUGCAAAUGGUACAACAGCUUUAAAAAGAAUCCCAAACGUCUUGCUAUGCAUGUCACUAAGUAUCGUAACAGGAAUGGUUGGACGCACAGAGACGUAUUCCGUCUUUCCCACCCAAAACCAGAAUCUGAUGCAAUAGGCUCUAUCGUCAAAUACGUCAUCAAGGGCCUAGAAACUGCCAAAAAGGACUAUUCUAGUGAUACCAGUGCUGAGGAUACCAUUGCUGUACUAGAAUUCCUCAGUGCUGUUGAGAAGGCCAAAGAUUCAAAUUCUGAAGAUGAGGUAGUUGAACUGAUCAAAAAGUUUGGACUUGUACGAGAACAUGUUCCCACAGCAUUGUUGAAUUCUGUCAGUGUGUGGGGUGCCUUAUUGAAGGACAUGCCCAUGACAGCUUUGAUUAGAAACCUCAAUAAAAUGACUGCUGUCGGUUUAGUCGGUAUUGGCAGGGAGGAGACUAAAUUGGUAACAGACAAGCUUCUCAACCAGGAUCUGUUGAAGAAGGCCAGAAUUCAUCCUCUCAAUGUGUUGGUUGCAAUGAAUACAUACAAAAGGGGGAGUGGGGAGAAGGGCAAACUAACAUGGUUACCUGAUCAAAGUAUUGUAAGCUCAUUAGAAGAAGCUUUCUAUCUGUCCUUCAAGUUUGUCGAGCCAACAAACAAGCGCCAUCUACUGGCUGUUGAUGUGAGUGGGUCGAUGAGUUGUGCAAUCUCGGGAACUGUCGGCAUUUCAUGUGCCACUGCCUCCGCAUGUCUUUCGAUGGUCACUGCUCGCACCGAGUCCAACUUUGAGGUUGUUGCCUUCUCUCAUAAGCUGACAAGCGUCAACAUAACACAACGCAUGACCCUGAACCAGGUGACAAAAACAUUUAAUAGAAUACGGAUGGGGGGAACAGACUGUGCCCUUCCGAUGACUUGGGCUGCACAAAAUAAGAAGAAGUUCGAUGUGUUUGUAGUCUACACUGAUAGUGAGACUUGGUUUGGGAAUAUCCACCCAGCAGAGGCUCUGCGCCAGUACCGCAUCAAGAGUGGGAUUUGGGAUGCAAAGUUGAUUGUUUGUGGCAUGGCGGCUAAUCAAUUCACAAUCGCUGAUCCUUCUGACCCAGGUAUGCUUGACAUGGUCGGGUUCGACUCUGCUGGCCCAGAGAUUAUGCGCAACUUCACACUUGGCCAAUUGUAAGUGCAGUUGAGAAGAAAACUUGACUGAUGUAGUCAUAUGAUGAACUAUUAAAAGCACAAUGUAUCUACUUAAACUAUUACUAAUGUGAUGCGAGGGCAUGUAUGUAAAUUCUUGCUGUUCACACUUGGGUAGUAAUAACCAGUUGUAAAUACAUGUAUGAUCCCAAAACAAUGUAUGUAGCAAUAGCCUGUGCUGCCACAUGUAGUUGUACAAGUCGAUAUUGUAUUAAUUUGUAACUUUUAUAAUAUUAAUUAAACAAUUAGUUACUGCUAGAGCCAUCUGGAAGCUUAUACUCACGCAUGUGUUGACACUUUAUUGACUGAGGACUGAUCCUUCCUAUUGUUUUUUUUAGUCCUAUACGUUUUCAUGUUAUUAUCAUUAUAUUGGUAGACAGUACUGUAACCUACAUGGUAUUUAGAGUGUUAAAAUGUCUCAAUGAUAUACAUGUAUAUGCAUGGUGUUGAAGUUGAAGUAAACUUCUGUUUUCAUGCAUUGAUGUGCACCCCAGUCCAUCAACAGCAGUCUCAAAUUUUAAAUACAUUUAUGCAACUUAUACAUAUAAAAAAAGAGGUAUGUUGCUUGAUUAUUGUAUAAGGGGAUGUAUUAAAAGAUUUAAAAUAAGGGAGUUGAAGGUGCUUUUUUAGUAUAAUUUUGCAAUUUUUACUCCUUGUAGUGUGAGUAAUACGAUUAUACAGUAUAUAAACACUGUAGUGUGAUAUUCUAGAAAUGUAUUUAUUUUACAGUUUUUACAUUGUGUUGUGUAUGUAACAUUCUCUUGUAGUUAUAUUUGCAUGAGAAUGAUUUGAAAUCCCAGAUCAAUAAUAAACCAGUUCGUAGAUUAUAA